GCGCCAAAAUCGUUCGUCUUCUUCCUGCAUGCUCUUUCGUCUUCGUACCAGAAACCGCAAAAUUUUCGACUGACAUUCCUCUUUCUCUCUUAUUUCUGAACAAAAUCUCUCCCCAAUAUCUCUUCAUAUUGAUUCCCACUCCAUCCAAUUCUGCUCAUCGAGAUAUGCUCCUUUUUCAAGCUUUCGAUUCUCAGGUUUCUUCUAAACCCAAUUUCCUCUUCCCUCAUUCUUUUAUGUACGUUUACAGCGGAUUGUAGCGUUGUUGAGUGGGGUGUAGUGAUUCUUACUUCCUCCUUCAUUAGGCUUCUCGGUUACCCUAGCACCGGAAGUUUUUCUCAGUUGGAGCUUGUUCGACGUUUCUUUGUUGGGCUUCAUAAAUGGCUCCCAGGGAGCGAAUUAAAAAGCGGGGUAACUUACGAAUUGAUGCUGCGCUGGAUGCUAUGAAUCCUUUCGGAUUUCAUCCGAAGUUGGUUCGUGACACGGUCAAGGAGCUCCUCAGUGUGUAUGGAGGAGACGAAGGAUGGGUAUUCAUUGAAGAAGGCUCUUAUACUCUCUUGAUUGAUACCCUUCUCGAGAAACGGAAAGAUGGUGCAAUAGAGAAGGUUCAUGAAGAGGAUGGAAGAAUUGCAGAUCUUCAGGAGACCUCUGAAGCGGGCUGUUCCUCGAAUGUUGUUAAUGAAGCUUCCACAUCUAAUCCUGGGGCUGAGAUUACCGUGAAACCGACUGAGGGUGUAAUCUCAUCGUACGUGGACAAUGAACCUUUCAGGAUCACAGCCACAGUACCUGCAAAUGAUUCAGAUGAAAGAUACUGGAAGGAGGAGGAUAUAGGUUCUGGUGUUGCUGAUAACCAUUUUAUAAGGAGUUCUAUGAACCAGUCUUUACUGGCGGCACAUACCCCGAAAAUAAGGAGGCGAAAACCUUAUCACGGGUGGAUCUCCUCCAGUGGCGACGACAGGGAAGACUUGGUGCACUUGACACCAGCUCAAUUGCCUGAGGAGUUUGCCAGGAAACAAUCCCAUUUGCUUGCGGUGUAAGGAAAAGAAAUUUCACCCUCUCUUGUUUGCUUGGGUAACUUU
Molecule: messenger RNA, 1076 nt
Organism: Cucurbita pepo subsp. pepo (vegetable marrow)
Lineage: Eukaryota; Viridiplantae; Streptophyta; Magnoliopsida; Cucurbitales; Cucurbitaceae
Product: Nucleolar histone methyltransferase-related protein
Source: RefSeq, a predicted model, not a curated record